CAUCAACGAACAAACACUCCUCAAAAAACUAACCCCACCACCAAUCUCCACAAAACCCAGUUUCGAUUUCUAUUCAAUUUGAUUCAAUUGGAUUCGAGAGACAAUGGAGAGCAAAAAGAGGCUGAGAAGGACAAUCACUUGGAAGAGAAGCAAUCGAAGCAAGAGAAUCCAAUGGAAAAGAGAUGCUAACAACAACAACAAUGCUGAGAUGGGUUCUUCUUCCAAACCCCUGUCCUUGAUAUCCACCGUUUCUUUGGUUUGUCGAUCUUGGGGAUGCGUUUGUUUCGAUCAUUUGUUCGGCGAAGAUGGUGACAACACCCUCCAUUUUACCAUUCUCAACUGCGAUUGCUGUCGGAGGCUGUUUGGAUCCGAAGUUACCCUUUUCAAGAAGGCGUUUCUGAUGAAAUUUCUUCGUGGUGUCAUGGAUGUGUAUAGACGUGACGACGACGAUGAUGAUGAAGAUGGUAUUAGGGUUACUUUGAUUACCAGAAUGGUGUUUCCUUCUGGGCUUCUUCAAUUGGUUCUUUAUCUUGCGGAAAGAGAACUCUCCCUACCUUUUGGGAGAAAUAUUAAACAUGAAGGAUUUUCAAGGGCAAUCCGCUACUGGAACGGGAUGGAGGAGAUGUCAAUUGGUCUAGUUAUAUGCAAUAAUGACAUUUUUCGUAUCAUUGAUGCGAUAGGCAUAAACUGCAAGCAGCUAGAAGCCCUAGAAUUGUUAGGCUUGGUCUUAACUCAACAAUUGUCUCUUGAAAUUGCCAAGAGUCUAAAGGGACUGAAACUAUUGAGAUUAGAAAUGGUUCAUAUUUCAAAAGUUAGUCCGAAGAAUUUCCUAUCAAAAUGUAAAAAACUUCAGAAAGUAGAGAUCUGGCAUUGUCUUACUUGAGAAGGUACGGAAUCAAAUUUCUUAUCAUCAUGUGAAGAGAGAAAUGAAUGGUGUUACUAAAUGGUCCCUUAGCAGAGAUGCAGAACUGUACGACAUGAAGAAUCUACUGAAUUUACUUUGGCAGUGAAGUAAUUGACCGAGCUUAUGAAGAAUCAAACAUGCCACUAUUCCUUGGGUUGUUUAGUGCUCUCAGGAAGUUGAGGCUUUGGCCUAGAAAGUGGAUCCCAAUUAAAACAGAGGGCGGCAAGUAGAAGAGCGGGAGAAGGUGGCGCAGCAGAAAAGUGAACAAAUUGCAUCACUCAUGGUGGAUACCAUG
Camellia sinensis is the source of this 1199-nucleotide messenger RNA. Lineage: Eukaryota; Viridiplantae; Streptophyta; Magnoliopsida; Ericales; Theaceae. The record is from RefSeq and is a predicted model, not a curated record.